Sphaeramia orbicularis (orbiculate cardinalfish) is the source of this 3660-nucleotide messenger RNA. RefSeq names its product plakophilin 3b (gene pkp3b). Gene Ontology annotation, molecular function: protein binding. Bases 122 to 2452 code for a protein of 776 amino acids. Gene Ontology annotation, cellular component: nucleus; plasma membrane; cytoplasm. The transcript has 13 exons. Lineage: Eukaryota; Metazoa; Chordata; Actinopteri; Kurtiformes; Apogonidae. Gene Ontology annotation, biological process: cell-cell adhesion. The record is from RefSeq and is a predicted model, not a curated record.
UCCCAGUCGGAGACACACGGACCCAGGCACCGGAUAAACCUCGCCCGCCCCAGGACGCACCGCUUCCCAGACUUUGUUGUAGUUUGAGCCCGGACCCGGUUGUGUUUGUGCCGCUGUGAGGAUGAGUGUGGCGGUGGCGGAGGGUUGUUUUCUGUCCGCCCUGCAGCCCAACUCCUCCUGCACCGCAUAUGUGGUUCCCUCGGACGGCCCGUCUCCGGACCCGGUGGCCAAGGCCAGGAGGGUCCGGGAGCAGGUCCGGAUGCGUUUGGCUGAGAAGAAGUCCUCCUCCCUGCCCCGACUGGACGACUCCAUGCUGGGUUCAGUAGAUUACAGUUUUCCUGGACCAAAGAGCUUCACCCACACCCAUGGCUUCAGUUCCAGAUCUAUGAUACACACGCCCACCCGGGUCUUGGCUAUGCCCACAGCACCUCUCCACUCCUCUGGGUUCUCAUCUCGCUCUGCCACUGAAACCAACUCCAAGGUGAACCACGUCGGCACCAGUGUGGUCCACACUAACUACCAGGCCACCCAGUCACACAGCAGGAGCACACGGUCUAAGUCGUUUUGCCAGUCCGACCAGGAGGGCUUUCCGCUCACUGUGUUUGUUCCUCCAGAGAACGUCCACCAUUCGCUGCCUGUGCCAGCUCCGGGCACCUUAAGGCGCAGCCUCAGCGGGACCCUGGCUCAGGGCCGGGGGCACUGGCAGGACGAGGAGCUGCCCAGUCAGUACACGUACAAAGGUCCGUCUCACCGCACCAUCAGCCGAAUCACCAACCGCCAGCAGCAUUACCAGCAGAGCUUUGGCCAGGACGGCUGGGUGGGCACGGGCAGGGGCGUCCCGAUAGCCGGGGAUGGGUGGGGGUCGCAGUGGCAGCAGCAUGUGUCCAGGGGGAGCCAGGGAUACGGGACCGGGCAGUACCAAGGCCACCUGCACCGGGCGGCUUCGGUCCGCAGUGUGAGGAGCGUGGGCAAAGGAGUGGAUGUGUUAGACGGAGCAUCGAUACACAGCAACGACCCCCUGGGAGGGAUGCAGGGUCUGGACAUGGCUACAGCUGUGAGAUAUCUCUCUGAAUCAGACACCGCCUUGCAAGUUUUGGGAGCAGCAUAUGUACAGCAUCAAUGUUACCAUAGCAACGACGCUAAAAACCAGGUUCGUGUUCUGCAUGGCAUUCCAGCUCUGGUUCAGCUUUUCUCCAGCGACAACCAGGAAGUUCAGCGUUUUGCCACCGGCGCCACACGAAACCUCAUCUAUGAGAACAUUGACAACAAGGUGGCGCUGAUAGACGCCGGUGGAGUGGCCCGUCUCGUCAGCAUCCUGGGCGAACCAGACGAGGAGCUUCGAAAGAACAUCACAGGUGUCCUGUGGAAUCUGUCGUCCAGAGAUAACCUGAAAGAGAAGCUGUCCAAGGAAGCUUUAUCAGAGCUGACAGAGAAGGUCAUGAUUCCUCUGUGCAGUAGUAUCCCACUCAGCCCAUCGGAAAGAGAUAUCUUCUACAACACCACCGGCUGCCUCAGGAACCUGAGCUCCGUGAAUGAGAGAACGAGGCAGAAGAUGAGAGACAUGCGAGGCCUGGUGGAUUCUCUGGUGUCAUACAUACAACAAGAAGAGAGAGCAGAUGACAAGGGGGUGGAAAAUUCCCUGUGUGUGUUGAGGAAUCUCUCCUACCAGCUGUACACGGAGCUUCCUCUGUCAGUCCGACACCGUCUGGAAGGUCCGACGAGAGCCUCCGCCUCCAAAGAGAUUGAGCCCAUCGGCUGCUUCACCCUGUAUAACAAAAAAAACACAGAGCAGCGGAACCAGACCUUGUCCAUCCUGUCCGAGGUGUCCCGGCAGCCGAAGGGCGCAGAGUGGCUGUGGCACCCAAAGAUUGUGGCGCUGUACAAGCUCGUCCUGCAGAAUAACGACUGCAGCUUCACCAGCCGUGAAGCCUGUCUGGGAGCUCUGCAGAAUAUCACCGCAGGAGAAGCUAGGUGGUCGUCAGUGCUCAGUAACGUGGUGUUGGAGCAGGAGAGGAUGCUGCCCAUCCUGAUGGACCUGCUGGACACCGACGUCGACACAGAGCUCAGACCUCUGACCGGUCUGCUGAGAAAUCUGGCCAGACACUCCACCAACAAGGACCACAUGGCCAAAAACACGGUGAACAUGCUGGUGUCCAAGCUGCCCAGUGACGGCCUUCAGAAAGUACCGUCCAGCGAAGUGGUGGUCAACAUCUGCGGCGCCCUCAACCACCUGGUCACCGGCAGCUCCUUGGCCGCCCGCGACAUCUCAUACUUUAACGGCCUGUCCAAACUGGUGGGAAUCAAAACCUCCCACGACAACAGCUCUGGGAGUCUGAAAGCUGCCAGAGCGGCCUCAACUGUCCUCUGCAACAUGUUUCACUACAGCAAACUACACAAAGACUACAAACAGAAAGGAUUUACCAGAAGAGACUUCACAGACAUCACCAUCUAAACAGCAGCGUGUUACAUUCUGAUCAUGUGACUUUCGGGCCAAGGACGUAGCAGUGAAUAGAAGAGGAUCGACGGGAGGAUAUGCUGCAAUGUGAUGAUAAUUGAAUCGACGGACUAAAAAAAUAAAGAAAAAAAGGGAAAAGGAGCCAAAUGAACGAUGGACAAACUUUAACUUCCCUCUGGUUUGCUUGACUUACAACAAAUACAUGUAGUGUAGGCAUUGAUUACAUGAAUUUACUGGAAUCCACACAUACAGACAUUGGACUUUACCCUCCAAAACUGGGGGCUGGGGGAUAAACAUAUUCACCCUUGGAUAAAUUAUUUUGGACUGAUGUUAAUAUCUGCUGCCCACAUUUUCAUUGUUUUCCUAGCACAUUUAGAGUCAUUAGUGAUCUUUUUAUGAUCACUUUUAAAUUCCCUUUAUAGAUUGGCAAAUGAAUGUAUCAAUCCGACAUUAAUGUUUGUUUUAUCUGUCUGAAUAUACAAUAUUGUUUGUACAGAGGCUUUAAGUGUUGAAUUUAGACAGCAACUGAGCUCUUAGACUUAUUUGAACUAAAACACACCUGCAGACGCUUAUGUAGAGUAGAAUAAUAAGAAAGACGAAGAUUGUAGUAAGAAAGUGAGGAUGUGUUUGGGUCAGAUUUACCUGAAAACAAGCUGUUAUUAACAUUUUUCAUCCGUCGACAUAUAUUUUUAAUGAUUGAUGAGAGGUAACGUUGAAAUAUUUGGGAUGAGAACUUUCUCUACUCUUUGCAUUAACAGCUUGGUUACUGUCGAAAGAUUUAAUAUUUGUGGUUUCAAUGCAAGAUGUGAUAAACAUGGGGAAUGAUACAAAGGGACCGAUGUUGACUACUACAGUAAUAAAUCAGAAAUGGACGUGUCUUCUUCUGAGUUGAAUUAAAACUACUUACACGAAGCAUCUGCCACGUUCAGUUUUCAGUUCAGAUUUGAGAAGCUACUGCACCACAAUGAUAGAGUGUACGUAAUAUAAUAAAAUACGGGCACAGAAUAACCAAAACAAGACAGUCUGUCUUUGGAAAAUAACAUUGUGUGAUCACAAAGAUGUAAAUCAUGGCCUUGGAAAUUAUACUGAGUGAGCAAUGGAAGUGAGUCAGAGAUUAUAAAUACUGUUGUUAACGUCAAAAAGUCUGACUCUGACCUGUAAAAUCAACCCUGUUAAAUGAAGUUUAAUUAAAAGGCUGAAGAGGA